Brenthis ino (lesser marbled fritillary) is the source of this 390-nucleotide messenger RNA. Lineage: Eukaryota; Metazoa; Arthropoda; Insecta; Lepidoptera; Nymphalidae. The record is from the annotation of a GenBank genome assembly.
AUGAAUAUACCGUUCCCAAUAUUGUAUCCUCGUUUGGUUGAUCCUUCUUGGUUCAACGCCGACAGCCCGUGUGAUGAAGACGCAGAAUUAACCAGCAUGGAACAAGCUCACCAACAAUGGUUAAAUUCCAUUGGACAGCAGUACAUGAAACGAACACCAUUAGGCAAGACAGAUGCAGAGCCUAUGGAAGAAGAAGCUGAUUCCGACGAAGAAGAAGGUAAUGAUGAAUCUGACGAUUCUGAAGAAUCUCAUGAUGAAGACGAAGAAGAAGAGCUCCCCAGAAAUUCCCCAGCUAGAAAUAAUAAUGAGUUGGAGCCAGAAUCAUUGGAAGAUGCUAAUGAGAGCUCAGAUAUCAACACCCCUGAUCAAAGUACGCUCUGGCCUAUUCAG